ACACAGCGUCCCCACUCCCCUGCAACCCACUACCCUACUACACAGCUCUACUCAUCCAAAAUCUCUCUAAUUUUCUCACACUGAAGAAAAUAAAAACCCAAAAUCCUCCUAUCAUUCUACUCAAUCCAAAAAAAAAAAAAGAUAAUCCUUUCAAUGGCAACAGCUUCAACUAGUAGACCACCCACCACAAUUAACGACCUUCCUGAUGUAAUCCUUUCCAACAUAAUCGCUGCAAUCUCCGACUCCCGCAGCCGCAACUCAACCUCACUCGCGUGCCGCAAAUUCCUCGUCCUCGAACGCUCCACGCGCCUUACCCUCACUCUCCGUGGCAACACGCGCGACCUCUUCAUGCUCCCCACUUGCUUCCGCUCCGUCACCCACCUCGACCUCUCACUCCUCUCCCCUUGGGGACACCCACUCCUCUCCCCACGCGCUUCACGCGCCACCGAAGAUGACCCUGAUUCGACCCUCAUAGCCCACCUCCUCCGCCACGCGUUCCCGUCGGUCCACGCGCUCACCCUCUACGCGCGUGACCCCCACGCGCUCCGUUUGCUGCCCGCUCAGUGGCCGCAACUGAAGCAUGUGAAGCUCGUACGUUGGCACCAAAGGCCGCAGUUGUUAGCAAAUGGAGAUGAAUUUAACUUACUAUUUCAAGGUGUCCCACAGUUGAGUUCGCUUGAUUUAUCGACUUUUUAUUGUUGGACUGAUGAUAUACCUAUAGCUCUUGAAUUGAACCCUAUCGUGUCGCGUAAUUUAACGUUGUUGAAUCUUAUGAAUGCAUCGUUUUCGGAAGGUUUUAAGACUGAUGACAUUAGAGUUAUUACGAAAUGUUGUCCUAAUCUUACAGAGUUGAAAAUCGCUUGCAUGUUUGAUCCUAGGUACAUUGGUUUUGUUGGUGAUGAAGCUUUAGUUUGUAUAUCUAAUAAUUGUCCUAAGUUAUCGGUGCUUCAUUUAGCGGAUACGUCUGUUUUGUCGAAUUGUAGGGCUGAUCCGGAUGAUGAGGGGUUUACGGAAGAAGAUGCUAAGUUUAGUGUUUCGACUUUGAUUGAGGUAUUUUCGGGUCUUUCUUUACUUGAAGAGCUUGUGUUGGAUGUUUGUAAUAAUGUUAGAGAUAGUGGUCCUGCUUUGGAAAUACUUAACACGAAAUGUCCUAAAUUGAGAUCGUUGAAAUUGGGGCAAUUUCAUGGCGUUUCUAUGGCAAUUGAGUCGAAGUUGGAUGGAGUUGCGCUUUGUCAAGGGCUUGAAUCUUUGUCGAUUAGAAAUGUAGGUGAUUUGAAUGAUAUGGGGUUGAUAGCGAUUGGUAGAGGGUGUACGAGAUUGGCUAAGUUUGAGAUUCAGAGUUGUAAGAAGAUCACGAUGAGAGGAAUGAGGACGUUAGCUUCUUUGCUCCGGAAAAGUUUGGUUGAUGUUCGGAUAUCUCGCUGCAAGAAUCUUGGAGCGUCUUCAUCGUUGAAAGCAUUGGAACCGAUACAAGAACGUAUAGAGAGGCUUCAUAUUGAUUGUGUGUGGGAUAGUGUUGAAGAAAUUGAAAAUCUUAACGGUGUUGAAUAUGGGUUUGAUCUCAAUGAGACUAAUGGAGGUGAGGCAUCGAGUCAUGGUGCUGGAUUUGGGGACACGUUUGGUACCAUGGAUGAUGAUAUCAUGUUUAACAGGAAUAAAAGAUGCAAGUAUGACUACGAUCUUAAUAGUGUUUGCACGGAAGACAAUGGCUAUGGGAAUGGAUUUGGUGGACGAACGUGGGACCGACUGCAAUAUCUCUCGCUUUGGAUUGGUGUAGGUGAUCUUUUAACUCCUUUAGCAGAUGCAGGUCUUCAACAUUGUCCUAACUUGGAGGAGAUCAAGAUUAGGGUGGAAGGAGAUUGCAGGCUAUGGUCAAAACCCUCAGAGAGGGCAUUUGGGUUGAGCACCCUUUCGCGGUACCAUAAUCUUGUGAAGAUGCAUUUGGAUUGUGGAGAUAUCAUAGGUUACGCACACACUGCCCCGUCGGGGCAGAUGGAUUUGAGCUUGUGGGAACGGUUUUAUCUCUUUGGGAUCGGAAAUUUGAAUCUCAGGGAACUUGAUUACUGGCCACCACAAGAUAGAGAUGUUAAUCAAAGGAGUCUAUCCUUGCCAGCAGCCGGGCUGCUACAAGAAUGCAUCGAUCUCAGAAAGCUGUUCAUUCAUGGAACAGCGCAUGAACAUUUCAUGAUGUUCCUACUUAGAAUCCCGAACCUAAGAGAUGUACAGCUGAGAGAAGAUUACUAUCCGGCACCAGAGAAUGACAUGAGUACAGAAAUGAGAUCCGAUUCCUUGAGCCGCUUUGAAGCAGCCCUAAACAGACGACAGAUUUGUGAUUGAUGCAAGGAACAGAAAAUAUUUUACACUUUUCCAAUAUGUAAUUGCCCUUGUUUUUUUUCCUGAUUGAUGCAAGGAACAGAUACUAUUAGCAAUUUUCCUAUGCCCAAUUGUCAUAUUAAAUAUCCAGAUCCUCUGUAUAGUUUUAUGCAUCAGUUAAUUUAUGCAUUUUGAACGAAAAAGUUGUUUUUACUUUGGGA
Messenger RNA from Lycium ferocissimum, 2534 nucleotides. Its product is annotated as F-box/LRR-repeat MAX2 homolog A-like. Lineage: Eukaryota; Viridiplantae; Streptophyta; Magnoliopsida; Solanales; Solanaceae. Bases 154 to 2337 code for a protein of 727 amino acids. Gene Ontology annotation, biological process: SCF-dependent proteasomal ubiquitin-dependent protein catabolic process. Gene Ontology annotation, cellular component: SCF ubiquitin ligase complex. The record is from RefSeq and is a predicted model, not a curated record. The transcript is spliced from 2 exons.